Notothenia coriiceps (black rockcod) is the source of this 1217-nucleotide messenger RNA. Its product is annotated as radical S-adenosyl methionine domain-containing protein 2-like. NCBI's taxonomy places the organism in Eukaryota, Metazoa, Chordata, Actinopteri, Perciformes, Nototheniidae. The record is from RefSeq and is a predicted model, not a curated record. Gene Ontology annotation, biological process: positive regulation of immune response; defense response to virus. Gene Ontology annotation, molecular function: catalytic activity; 4 iron, 4 sulfur cluster binding. Gene Ontology annotation, cellular component: endoplasmic reticulum; endoplasmic reticulum membrane; lipid droplet.
GCUAUAUAAAGCCCGUGCCCUGCCGACCUCAACAUUCGCACUGACAACAGUGAUACGGCUGGUUUGAAGAUGAAAACCUCUUAUUUGAUCACUUCUCCAAUGCUGCUGCUGCAGCUCUGCAUCAGCAACCUGCACCACAUUUUUACGAGCGUCUUUUCUAAAGUUUUUAACUGGACACUCGGAGUCCGCAUCCCGUCGACAUCCUCUGUCUCACAACUUGACAAAGAAGAGGACCAAAGCAAAGACAAAAAUGCGACGGAUCCAACAAGUGUAAAUUAUCACUUUACAAGACAGUGUAACUACAAAUGUGGAUUUUGUUUCCACACUGCAAAAACAUCCUUCGUUCUGCCUCUGGAUGAAGCCAAAAGGGGGCUCAAACUCCUGAAGGAAUCAGGCAUGGAAAAGAUCAACUUCUCUGGAGGAGAGCCAUUCCUGCACAAUAAAGGAGACUUUCUGGGGGAAUUAGUUCAGUACUGCAAACAGGACCUCCAGCUCCCAAGUGUCAGCAUCGUCAGCAAUGGAAGCAUGAUCAAAGAAAAAUGGUUCCAGAAAUAUGGGGAAGAUCUGGACAUCCUGGCCGUCAUCUGUGACAGCUUUGAUGAAGCAACAAACCAGCUAAUUGGCAGAACUCAGGGCAGAAAAAGCCACAUUGACAACCUUCACAAGAUUCGAAACUGGUGCCAGCAGUACAAAGUGGCAUUCAAAAUCAACUCCGUCAUCAACACCUUCAACAUAGACGAAGACAUGACGGAGAACAUCCUCCAGCUCAACCCAGUCCGCUGGAAGGUGUUCCAGUGUCUGCUUAUCGACGGGGAAAAUGCAGGAGAUGAAGCCUUGAGAGAGGCAGAAUGGUUUGUCAUCAGCGAUGAGAUGUUCCAGGAUUUUCUGGAUUGACACAGCAGCCUCCCCUGCCUUGUUCCUGAGUCCAAUGAGAAGAUGAGGAAUUCCUACUUAAUCCUCGAUGAAUAUAUUUUCCUGGACUGUCGAGAGGGAAUGGAGGACCCGUCCAAGUCCAUCCUGGAUGUGGGUGUGAAGGAAGCCAUUUGUUUGAGUGGCUUUGAUGAAAAGAUGUUUAAAGAAAGAGGAGGGAAAUAUGUGUGGAGCAAAGCAGACUUCAUGAAGUUGGAGUGGUGAAAACACUGCAAAUCAAAUUCGAUGUACCUUUGAUGAGGGGUUGCACAGAUUAUGUUUAUAGUGUGUGUGUGUUUUUAUUGUUA